This is a messenger RNA of Striga asiatica, 1943 nucleotides long. NCBI's taxonomy places the organism in Eukaryota, Viridiplantae, Streptophyta, Magnoliopsida, Lamiales, Orobanchaceae. The record is from the annotation of a GenBank genome assembly.
AUGUCUGUCGGGGAUGGAGCCAAAGUCGAUCGACGAGGGCGAAGUGCUCCCCGUCGUUAUGUGAACGAGCUUGUCCCUACUAAUUAUAAAAAAAAGGUUGAUAUCAACCAUGGUCGUCUGCGUUCUCUCGUGCAACCAUGGGCAUCCAACCGGCCAGCAGAACAAAUGGCGCACACCAUGGGGCGCCACCAGUUCGCGCUUUCCGACCAAUCUACAAUUCCGGCCAGACAAAAAACUAGCAACACAGGUUUAUCCCAGUUUUGCACACUCUCUCACGACUCACAAGCACCGGACAUUUCUAUGGCGGCCCUGCCCACCGCCGGCGCCGGCAUAUCCGCCGCCGAAUCGCCGCCGUCCCAGAGUCAGCUCAUCCCCAACCUCCCCGAAGACAUCUCUCUCCAGAUCCUGGCUCGAGUGCCCCGCUUUCACUACCCUCUCCUCUCUCUAGUUUCGAAAUCGUGGCGGUCCGCCGUCAGGUCCGCCGAGCUCUUCCUCACCCGAUCCAUCCUCCGCACGUCCCAAUUCUCUCUCUGCCUCACCCUCCGCGUCGACUCCUCCUACCGAUGGUACGCCGAGCAGAGAAAUCCCCAAAGUUCCAGGCGCUCCCUAACUCCCCUCCCGUCAAUCCCACAGCACCUCGUCGGCUCCUCAAUCCUCGCCCUAGGAUCCAAGAUAUACGUAAUCGGCGGGUCGGUCAACGACGUCCCUUCCAACAGUAUCUGGAUCUUCGACUGCAGCCUCAGCAAGUGGACCCCGGGCCCCAAGAUGCGGGCCGCCCGGGAAUUCUCCGCCGCCGGCGCGUGGGGCGGGAGGAUCCUCGUGGUGGGCGGGUGCAACGUGGACAGCUGGACCCGAUCCGCCAACUGGGCCGAAUCCUUCGACCCGAGCACGCGGCUGUGGUCCCCGGUGCCGAGCGCGGUCGAGGUCAGGGACAGGUGGAUGCACGCGAGCGCCGUGAUUGGGGGCAAGUUCUACGCCAUGGCCGACAGGGGCGGGGUGGCGUACGACUUGGGAUCCGGUGAGUGGGGGCCCGUGCCCAAGAGGCUGGAUCUGGGGUGGCGGGGCCGGGCGGCUGUUGUUGGUGGCGUGCUGUACUGUUACGACUACUUGGGGAAGAUCAGAGGGUAUGAUGUGGAGCGUGAUGUGUGGAGAGAGCUGAAAGGUGUGGAUGAAAGCCUGCCGGAGUUUCUGUGCAGCUCGGCCAUGGUGAAUCUGGACGGGCGGCUCUGCGUGGUGUGGGAAGGGAGAGGGAGAGGGAAGGAAGUGGACGUGAUGUGUGCGGAGAUCGAGGUAGGUAAGGAUCUGGAUGGGGGCUUGCGGGGGAGGGUUUUGGGGGUGGACGUGAUUCUUGUGGCCCCUAAGGGGGCUUCAAUCUCGAAUUGCUGCAGUUUAGAGAAGAUGGAUAAGGAAGUUGGACGUUACAAGUUACGACCGCUUUGGUUGAUGAAUGAUGAUUGCCACUUGCAUUUGGGGUUUCUGGCCAGAAACAUGUUCCUCAAACUUCCAUUACUUCCUCAAUAUACCUUUGAGAAUUUCUUGAUUUGGAUGCAAUCAUCCAAGUGGAAAAUCACCUUCAAUUGUCAGCCUGCUCUUGCAUUGCGAUUUCAGAUAAGCAGGGCUCUUGCAUUGCUGUAAAAUGUCCGAAUAGUAACACAAAGAAGUGUGUAUCCUUUGGGGGGAAUAUAGAUUUAAUAAUCUGGUUUUUGUAAGUGUAUUUCAGAUAACCAGGGCUCUUUAUCUUUGCAGUUUUUAUGUUUUUGAGUGCCUUACCACAUGAAAAUUUACAAGGGGUGGCUUGUAUUAUGGUUCAUAUCAUCAUAUAUUAGUAUGUGUACUGGAAAUUCCACAAGAUGUUUUGUUGCCUUAUGAUACACAUAGUUACCUAAGUUAUACAUGCGACAAUUCAUGAUAUGAAUAUUAUUUAGGGGGGUGUAUUCAAUUCG